Messenger RNA from Paramisgurnus dabryanus, 1527 nucleotides. RefSeq lists its product as uncharacterized. NCBI's taxonomy places the organism in Eukaryota, Metazoa, Chordata, Actinopteri, Cypriniformes, Cobitidae. The record is from RefSeq and is a predicted model, not a curated record.
AUGAGCAUGAACCCUAAAGCGAAAACAUCUCAAAUGACACGCACUGUGGGAGGCUGCUCAUAAAACACUUCCACACAAACACGCACAAAUACGCUGGCAGGCAUCUUGUCUCAAAUCUCUUGGAUCAAAUCAUUCUUGAAUGCUAAGCAGCGCAGUCUGUUGUUGUGUUGUCCAUGUUGCUAAGCGACCAUCAGCGAGUCAAAGGCUGGAAGAAGAGACAAGUCCCGAAGGAGAUCGAGACGUGGUGAACGGGAGGAAAUUGUAAGAUUUUAGGAGCCAUCUCCGGCCCUUCAGAUAUAGCGUUGUUGGGGAAAAUGUGGGACACGAGGUCUCUUGAGAAGAUGGUGAACAGGACGACUCUGAGCACGCAGCGAGUGCUCCACACACACAUUUUGGAACUUGGAGAACAGUUGCGUCUGUCUUCAUCUCUCAACGCUAAAACGGACAACCACCUGAAAUCGCCUCCAAAGUCAGUCUGUUCACCGCAACCUGUGAUUGGAUGGGACGAGGCUGACACCCCCGCUGUAGAAGAAUUUAAGCUGCUGGCGGAGAAGGAGAAACAUACUGCUCUUCGACUGCAAGAGGAGAGGCUUCGGGCCCAGUUUGAAGAUGCGCUACGAGCGAGGGACAGGCUGGAAGCUGAAGUGAGGCUGGAGCUCCAGCAAGAGCUGCAGGCCGGCUUCAAAGCUCACUGUGAAGACCUGAGGUCUCAGAUGGAGGAGGAGAAGGUCCAGGCUGUAGAGGAGGCUUGCAGGAAGCUGAGAGAACAGCUGGAGAAAAGGGCAGAUGAGGACCAUGAGAGAACAAUACAAGCUUUACAAGAUGAAAACCAGGAGCAUGUGAGGAGGUGUGUGGAGAAGGCAGAGAGAAGUGUUCGUGAGGAUUGCGACGUGAAGGCCCAAGGAGAAAGACAAGUCCUAGAGGACAAGCAUGCAGAAGAUAUAUCCGAACUACAUAACAGGAUGAAGCAGCUGCAGGACAGUCUGGAGCAGGUCUGCGGGGAGCGUAUCCAGUAUGAAGCAGAGUUUAAGAAGGUGCAGGCUAGUUAUAAGCAGUUUGUGGACCUGACUGAUUCCUCUAUGCACUCUGACUACCUCUUAAAACUUCGCAGACUGGGUAGAGAGCCGGGUCUCACAGACACUGCAUCACAGACUGAUGACAUCACACCUGAACUGUGACCACAAGUAUUUGCACAUCAGCAUCUGGUUGGUUACAUGUCACCACAGCAAUUGUCCUGCUGUAUACUAUUUAACACUGGCGUGACUAUAAGAAUAUACUGUACUUUUCACAAUGUCAUCCUGCAUGAAUAUUUUAUUGAACAUUGCAAAAAUCUAAAGGUCAAUACAAACAAUUUAAACAUUGAAAGAAAGCAACCAGCCACAAAGAUGUUAACCUUGAAUCUUGAGAAAUAACAUUUGUGUUUAUGUUACUUGUCAAAUACCCAUCUUUAAAUGUCAUUUAAAUGUCACUUUUUUAAAUAAAAUUAAAUGUCACUUAAAUAUCAAAUAAAUUUGACAUGUUGUUUGA